AUGUGGGAGUCCAUCAGGCCUUUCAAGCCGAAGAAGUCUAUGGACAUCAACGCCAAACUCAUUGCGGCUUGCGUGAAAGGAGCACGUCACAUUGUCGAGCAUCUACUUCAGACAGGGGCAGACAUCAACUAUCUUGUGCAGCCUAAGACCGGAGUGCACAAAGAUUAUAUCGGCUUCACCCCGUUGUCUGCUGCUGCGCAUUGCGGUCAUACAUCCUUGGUCAAGCUUCUUGUCCAACAAGGGGCCGAUAUCAAAUGUGGAAGAGAGAAAGAUCCGAUAGGAAAGGCAAAGUUCUGGUUUGCCCUCAGUAACAUGGUCGGCGACAAGAAAAUUGAAACUCGCAAAGCGUUAUACGCGAAGAUAUCUCCGUUCUAUGGUAAUUCCACGUCUUUCGUUGUGUGA
This is a messenger RNA of Guillardia theta CCMP2712, 402 nucleotides long. RefSeq lists its product as hypothetical. Gene Ontology annotation, cellular component: nucleus. The transcript is spliced from 4 exons. Bases 1 to 402 code for a protein of 133 amino acids. Lineage: Eukaryota; Cryptophyceae; Pyrenomonadales; Geminigeraceae. Gene Ontology annotation, molecular function: protein binding. The record is from RefSeq and is a predicted model, not a curated record. Gene Ontology annotation, biological process: regulation of apoptotic process.